Molecule: messenger RNA, 2772 nt
Organism: Lotus japonicus
Lineage: Eukaryota; Viridiplantae; Streptophyta; Magnoliopsida; Fabales; Fabaceae
Product: cycloartenol synthase
Exons: 19
Coding region: 221-2494 (757 amino acids)
Biological process (GO): triterpenoid biosynthetic process
Cellular component (GO): lipid droplet
Molecular function (GO): intramolecular transferase activity
Source: RefSeq, a predicted model, not a curated record
CCGUCCCUUGUUCCGUUCCAGCAGUUGCACUUGUUGUAAACUAAAUGCACUCACACAUUCAUUCAAUAACUUGAAUCAUUCAAUACUCUAACCCUCACAUCACACUCAAUCAAUCACAAUCAUAAUCAUAAUCAUAAUCACAUUCAAUCAAUAACCUCUCUCCUUUCCCAUUUUCUCCACUCUUCGAUUUCGCCUCUCUGCAAAUCACACAGGUGAACAAAUGUGGAAGCUCAAGAUUGCAGAGGGAGGGAAUCCAUGGCUCCGAUCAACCAACAGUCACGUCGGAAGACAGGUCUGGGAGUUCGAUCCUAAGCUUGGAUCGCCUCAGGAUCUCGCCGAGAUUGAAACCGCUCGCAACAAUUUCCACGAUAAUCGCUUCUCGCACAAACACAGCUCUGAUCUACUCAUGCGCAUUCAGUUUUCGAAAGAGAAUCCGAUAGGCGAAGUCUUACCGAAAGUCAAGGUUAAAGAUGUUGAGGAUGUGACUGAAGAGGCUGUGGUAACAACGUUAAGACGAGCGAUAAGUUUCCAUUCGACUCUCCAGAGUCAUGAUGGACACUGGCCAGGGGAUUAUGGAGGUCCAAUGUUUCUUAUGCCUGGCUUGGUUAUCACACUGUCUAUUACUGGGGCGCUGAAUGCAGUCUUAACUGAUGAACAUAGAAAGGAAAUGUGUCGCUACCUAUAUAACCAUCAGAACAAGGAUGGUGGGUGGGGUUUGCAUAUUGAAGGUCCAAGCACUAUGUUUGGCUCUGUCUUGAAUUAUGUUACUCUCAGAUUGCUGGGUGAGGGGCCUAAUGAUGGACAAGGGGACAUGGAGAAGGCUCGUGACUGGAUUCUAGGGCAUGGUGGUGCUACUUAUAUAACAUCGUGGGGGAAGAUGUGGCUUUCAGUACUUGGAGUGUUUGAAUGGUCUGGAAAUAAUCCCCUGCCUCCUGAGAUAUGGCUCCUUCCGUAUGCGCUUCCAUUUCAUCCAGGAAGAAUGUGGUGUCACUGCCGGAUGGUUUAUUUGCCAAUGUCCUACUUAUAUGGUAAGAGGUUUGUGGGUCCAAUCACACCAACAAUAUUAUCUUUGAGAAAAGAGCUUUUUACCAUACCAUAUCAUGAUAUAGAUUGGAACCAGGCUCGCAAUUUGUGCGCAAAGGAAGACUUGUACUAUCCUCACCCGCUCGUGCAAGAUAUUCUUUGGGCAUCUCUGCACAAGGUCGUUGAGCCUGUUUUGAUGCAGUGGCCUGGCAAAAAGUUGAGAGAAAAGGCUAUUAAUUCUGUAAUGGAGCAUAUACAUUAUGAAGAUGAGAAUACUCGUUAUAUUUGUAUAGGUCCUGUAAAUAAGGUAUUAAAUAUGCUUUGCUGUUGGGUGGAAGAUCCAAAUUCAGAGGCAUUCAAAUUGCAUCUUCCAAGGAUCUAUGAUUAUCUAUGGAUUGCUGAAGAUGGCAUGAAAAUGCAGGGCUACAAUGGAAGUCAACUAUGGGAUACUGCAUUUGCUGCCCAAGCAAUUAUUUCAACUAACCUUAUUGAAGAAUAUGGUCCAACCCUAAGAAAAGCUCAUACAUUCAUUAAGAAUUCGCAGGUUUUAGAAGAUUGUCCCGGUGAUCUUAAUAAAUGGUAUCGUCACAUUUCAAAAGGUGCUUGGCCUUUUUCCACCGCAGAUCAUGGAUGGCCAAUUUCUGACUGCACAGCUGAAGGACUGAAAGCUAUUCUAUCUCUAUCUAAAAUUGCACCAGAUAUUGUUGGUGAGCCAUUGGAUGCAAAGCGGUUAUAUGAUGCUGUAAAUGUCAUUCUCUCGUUACAGAAUGAAGAUGGUGGCUUAGCGACAUAUGAGCUCACACGAUCUUAUAGCUGGUUGGAGCUAAUCAAUCCUGCUGAAACUUUUGGUGACAUCGUUAUUGAUUAUCCUUAUGUGGAAUGUACCUCAGCAGCAAUUCAAGCUUUAACAUCAUUUAGGAAAUUAUAUCCUGGGCAUCGCCGAGAAGAAAUACAACACAGUAUUGAAAAAGCUGCUGCCUUUAUCGAAAAAAUACAAUCUUCAGAUGGUUCAUGGUAUGGUUCUUGGGGUGUUUGCUUCACUUAUGGCACUUGGUUUGGGGUAAAAGGGUUGAUCGCUGCAGGAAAGAGUUUCAGUAAUUGCUCAAGCAUCCGUAAAGCUUGUGAAUUUCUGCUGUCUAAGCAGCUUCCAUCUGGUGGCUGGGGAGAGAGUUAUCUGUCGUGUCAAAACAAGGUGUAUUCAAAUCUGGAAGGCAACAGGCCUCAUGCAGUAAACACUGGAUGGGCUAUGCUGGCUCUCAUUGAGGCUGAACAGGCAAAGAGAGAUCCAACGCCACUGCACCGUGCAGCUUUAUACUUGAUAAAUUCCCAAAUGGAGAAUGGUGACUUUCCACAACAGGAAAUAAUGGGAGUCUUCAACAAGAAUUGCAUGAUCACAUAUGCUGCAUACAGGAGCAUAUUCCCCAUAUGGGCGUUAGGAGAAUACCGAUGUCGUGUAUUGCAGGCCCGUUAAUCUUGCUUUAGUUAGGUUGCUGUCAGAAUUAUUUCGAGCUUCUAUCUUUUCCCAUGCUCCUUUUCUUUAAGAAGUUUAUGACUAGUAAGUUUGGUUGUUAGCUAAACAGAAAGCAAACACGCUGGGAGAAUGCCUAAAAGUUUUUUCCAUUACUGAUUAACGCCUUUCUUGCUUCCCCUGCAGCAGAGGAACUACGUAUAUGUAGAUAAUCAUUUGUAUUGUGUCGCCUUUCUUUUAGUACAAGGAGCACAAUAAUUUGUUUUGAGACAUUGAUUCAA